GACUUAUGUAUUUCUUUUUAUUCAAGAACUCUAUCCAAUAUAUACACGUUUUCCUUUUGGCUUUUGUCAUUUGUGUAUUUAAGACUUUGAACAAUGUUUUUAAAUAAUAUUAACUUCAACACCUUUCAGAAAUUUACUAUUCGUAUUUUAUUUUGUGUAUUUUGUAACACACAAGUUGUAAAUGAUUAUGUAUUGUUUUUCUGUUCAGUUCCAUCUUUCAUUUUUAUGCUUAACAAUGUCUUCUUAGUCAUAUAUGCCCGCCUACAUUUUCUUCUAGUUCUUUCAUUAGAUAUAUCUAGUAUUAAUUCAUCACCCAUUUGAUGCAUGGUAUUUUUUUUUUUCAUCAUGGGGACAUGAAGUAAAUAUUCUGAUUUUUAAAUGUUUCCAUUAUAAUUGGCUACCACUGUCAAUUUUCUUAUUGAUUCUGAUACUUGUUCAGUUUCUUAGUUUUCCAGGUAAUCAUUUAUCUGCAAGUCGGUGUAACUUAAUUAUUUAUUUUUUAAUAGCUCAGUAUUCUCAUUGCCUUUUGUUGUUUCAUUGAGAACUUCCAGUACAAUGUUAGGAGGGGGAAAAAAACAAUGGGAAUGGCACCAAUCCUUCUCUUGUUCAUCUUUAUAUUCCUUAGAACAUACGGAAUGCGUUCUGACAUAGAACUUAUUGAAGAGUAAUUUGGAAUUUUCUGAUGAAUCAACCGUUGUCUUUAAUCUUCACAAGUUUGAAAGGUAUACGUCAUUGUUCCCAUUUCCCAGAUGGAGAAAUUGAGGUUCAGGAAGGUUACACAAAGUCCCGGGUCUAAGAAAAAUGUCUCCCAGAUUCCAAAAGAUGUGUUUAUUUUGCUAAUAGUGGCCAUUCAAGCAUUAGGGGACAGGUUGCCCGUGGUAUCGCUGGUGUUUCUUCUUCCCACUUUCAAAUCUAGAAUAGUAAAAUAACAAAAAUCCCAACGGGCAUGAGAGUUAUCAUAGUAGAUAGGGUAGGUUGGUUCUCUGCUGUGGUCAACGUCAGCUCUGUGGCGACGCGGGUUCUCCCAACAAUAGUCCACACCAUUUCCAGGCUUUUCUCGGCGACGGGCAGCCCGGAGUGCGGAACUUCUCUGGGUGCGCCCGGCCCCCAAAGCGAGGAGACAAGACAGCCCGGAUUCUCCGCAGCCCCAGGUUUACUCGUCAAGGACCGAGGGGCCUCUCAGCUCCGACCGCCUCCUCUCCGCCCCCUGCAGGCCGGCCGGAGGGACAGCUCAGGGCCCAGGUCGGCGAAGGGAGCACGGAACCAAAGAGCGCUAGCGCCGGUCCGGCCAUCUUUCCACAAAGCCCGGGCCGGUCCGCCCCGCCGCGGAGACUCAGCACGGAUCGCGGCUCCCUACCGCCAUGGCGCGGGUGCUGAUCGUGGGCGCCGGGGUGACAGGCAGCUUGUGCGCUGCGCUGCUGAAGAGGCAGACGUCCCGUCCCUUGUACCUUGCUGUGUGGGACAAGGCUGAGGACUCAGGUGGAAGAAUGACUACAGCCAGCAGUCCUCAUAAUCCUCGGUGCACAGCUGACUUGGGUGCUCAGUACAUCACCUGCACUCCUCAUUAUGCCAAAAAGCACCAACGUUUUUAUGAUGAACUGUUAGCCCAUGGCAUUUUGAGGCCUUUAACCUCGCCUAUUGAAGGAAUGGUGAUGAAAGAAGGAGACUGCAACUUUGUGGCACCUCAAGGAAUUUCUUCAAUUAUUAAGCAUUACUUGAAAGAAUCAGGUGCAGAAGUAUACUUCCGACAUCGUGUGACACAGAUCAAUCUAAGAAAUGACAAAUGGGAAGUAUCCAAACAAACAGGCCCCCCCGAGCAGUUUGAUCUUAUUGUUCUCACAAUGCCAGUUCCUCAGAUUCUGCAGCUUCAAGGUGACAUCACCAACUUAAUUAGUGAAUGCCAAAGGCAGCAACUGGAGGCUGUGAGCUACUCCUCUCGAUAUGCUCUGGGCCUCUUUUAUGAAGCUGGCACGAAGAUUGAUGUCCCUUGGGCUGGGCAGUACAUCACCAGUAAUCCCUGCAUACGCUUCGUCUCCAUUGAUAAUAAGAAGCGCAAUAUAGAGUCAUCAGAAAUUGGGCCUUCCCUCGUGAUUCACACCACUGUCCCAUUUGGAGUUAUAUACUUGGAACACAGCAUUGAGGAUGUGCAGGAGUUAAUCUUCCAGCAGCUGGAAAACAUUUUGCCAGGUUUGCCUCAGCCAAUUGCUACCAAAUGCCAAAAAUGGAGACAUUCACAGGUUACAAAUGCUGCUGCCAACUGUCCUGGCCAAAUGACUCUGCAUCACAAACCUUUCCUUGCAUGUGGAGGGGAUGGAUUUACUCAGUCCAACUUUGAUGGCUGCAUCACUUCUGCCCUAUGUGUUCUGGAAGCUUUAAAGAAUUAUAUUUAGUGCUUAUAUCCUUAUUCUCUACAUGUACACUGGGUUUUUAUUUUCACAAUUUUCUGUUAUUGAUUGUUUUCUAUUUUGUUAAGAAAAAUUACUGGAAAAUUGUUCUUCACUUAUUGUCAUUUUUCAUGUGGAGUAUAAAAUCAAUUUUGUAAUUUUGAUAGUUACAACCCAUGCUAGAAUGGAAAUUCCUUGCACCUUGCACCUUCCCGACUUUUCUGAAUUGCUUUGACUACUCCUUGUUGGAAGAAAAGUGGUACUUAAAAAAUAACAAACGACUCUCUCAAAAAAAUUACAUUAAAUCACGAUAACAGUUUAUGUGCCAAAAACUUGAUUAUCCUUAUGAAAAUUUCCAUUCUGAAUAAAGAAUAAUCACAUUAUCAAGGCCCCA
Chlorocebus sabaeus (green monkey) is the source of this 2778-nucleotide messenger RNA. It is a transcript of the gene RNLS, whose product is annotated as renalase, FAD dependent amine oxidase. Gene Ontology annotation, cellular component: extracellular region. Lineage: Eukaryota; Metazoa; Chordata; Mammalia; Primates; Cercopithecidae. The record is from RefSeq and is a predicted model, not a curated record. Gene Ontology annotation, molecular function: oxidoreductase activity, acting on NAD(P)H.